UUCCCUCGUCCCGUGAUUCAUGAUGUAUUUUGCAUUAGUUAUUCAUCAUCAGUCACUUGAAGGAGUCAGUUGAAGACAGAGUACGUGAUAUUUGUACUCGCUGUUGUCAAAAAUCUAAUGCUUUUCUGCGAAGAAUGAAGGCAUAAAACACCUAUUACAAACACUGUUCAGUAGAUGCAAUCCAGUUGAGUGAUAACUACUAUUCCUGUUUAAUAAUCAAAUAUAGAAUAAUUACUCGAAAGCAAAAUCUCUUCAAGGAUUUUUCAUACCAGAGAUUAAAUUCUUCCAUAUAAGUAUGGAGCAAAACGAGAUACCUUUGCCUCUGGAACCGAUUAAAUCCAACAACAUCGAAGAUAGGCGACUCUGGAUUGGUAAUCUUGAUCUUAGAAUUAAUGAGUAUCAAUUCCUCAAACUCGUCCAAAAAUACGGAAACAUUGAAAAGUUUGAUCUGCUGUUCCAUCGAUCUGGGCCACAAGCUGGUUUACCAAGAGGAUAUGCUUUUGUUACGUAUAAAACGGCAAAUGACGCCGAGAACGCAAUGGAAACACUACAGAAUCUUAAAGUUGGGUGUAAAAAUAUCGUAGUUAGAUAUGCUCACAGUGUCAAUGAGGCUGAACUAGAUAAACCAAAGCCUAAAAUUGAAAUUCCUGCACUUGCUGGUGCAAAAAAAAGUGAUGUAAGAAUAAGCCGUGAAACAGCUAUACAAGCUAUUGAAGCAAAAUUAAAGAUGAUGAAGGAGUCAGAAGAAGAAUUUCAAUUGAAUAAACCACUUGAAGGAAGUUCUGUGGUAUAUCAAUAUCAAAAACAGGAUAACAAUAAACCAGCUACAUCCACGCGACAUCACAGUAGGGGAAGCUAUCAUCAUAAAAAACCUUAUAGUCGCACGAGACCAAGAAGAUAAUCAUAUUUUUAACUGAUACUAAUACUGUGUAUCUGUAUAAGAAAGUAUUCAUGUUUCAUGUGUAUUUAUUUUCAUUCAUUAAAUUAUAAAUUGUAAGCACAACAGUGAGCCAUUAGACAACAAAUGUUCUGAAAAUUUUUAUUUCAUCAAUUCAAUUAUUAUUCUGCGUAAUAUACUGUCGUAGUGGCUUAUAAAUGAAAUGAUUUAUUUUUUAAACUCUUGCUUCGGAGUAUUACGUAUAUAUGUAAGUAAUAGCAAAACGAA
Copidosoma floridanum is the source of this 1165-nucleotide messenger RNA. RefSeq names its product putative RNA-binding protein 18. Lineage: Eukaryota; Metazoa; Arthropoda; Insecta; Hymenoptera; Encyrtidae. Gene Ontology annotation, molecular function: RNA binding. The record is from RefSeq and is a predicted model, not a curated record.